AGAAGCCAUUUUGAUCGAAUUCAUCAUGGUCUCCCGGGAAUUGGUGCAGUGUCACAAAGGUCCUAUGCUGAUCAAGUUGAUGCGGAUGUCACGGUUAUUGGCUCUGGUCCCGGAGGGUAUGUUGCUGCUAUCAAAGCAGCUCAGCUUGGAUUUAAGACUGUCUGUGUAGAGAAAAAUGAAACACUAGGUGGAACCUGUUUGAAUGUUGGGUGUAUUCCAUCCAAGGCCUUGCUGAACAACUCGCAUCUGUAUCACUUGGCCCAUGGAAAAGAUUUUGCUAAUAGAGGAAUUGAAAUUGCAGGAAUACGUUUGAAUCUAGAGAAGAUGAUGGAACAGAAGAGUGGUGCAGUGAAGGCCUUAACAGGUGGAAUUGCUCAUUUAUUUAAACAAAACAAGGUUUUACAUGUAUCUGGGUUUGGAAAAAUAACUGGCAAAAACCAAGUCACUGCAACCAAAGAAGAUGGCAGCACCCAAGUCAUCAACACAAAGAAUAUUCUGAUAGCCACAGGCUCAGAAGUUGCUCCCUUCCCUGGAAUUACUAUUGAUGAAGAUAAUAUCGUGUCAUCCACUGGUGCGCUGUCACUGAAAAAAGUUCCAGAAAAGAUGAUUGUCAUUGGUGCAGGAGUCAUUGGUGUGGAACUGGGUUCAGUUUGGCAGCGCCUCGGUGCAGAUGUGACAGCUGUUGAGUUCAUGGGCCAUGUUGGUGGAAUGGGAAUUGACAUGGAGAUCUCUAAAAACUUCCAACGUAUUCUUCAGAAACAGGGAUUUAAAUUUAAACUGAACACCAAAGUUACUGGUGCUACCAAGAAACCAGAUGGAAAAAUCGAUGUGGCGUAA
Messenger RNA from Nestor notabilis (Kea), 837 nucleotides. Its product is annotated as dihydrolipoyl dehydrogenase, mitochondrial-like. The annotation marks the transcript as partial. The record is from RefSeq and is a predicted model, not a curated record. The transcript has 8 exons. Lineage: Eukaryota; Metazoa; Chordata; Aves; Psittaciformes; Psittacidae. Gene Ontology annotation, cellular component: mitochondrion; oxoglutarate dehydrogenase complex. Gene Ontology annotation, molecular function: flavin adenine dinucleotide binding; dihydrolipoyl dehydrogenase (NADH) activity.